Molecule: messenger RNA, 1668 nt
Organism: Salmo salar (Atlantic salmon)
Lineage: Eukaryota; Metazoa; Chordata; Actinopteri; Salmoniformes; Salmonidae
Product: C-C motif chemokine 13-like
Biological process (GO): immune response
Cellular component (GO): extracellular region
Molecular function (GO): chemokine activity
Source: RefSeq, a predicted model, not a curated record
UUUCCCCCAUCAAUUGUCAAUGGGUCUGAUGGACCAGCUCUCUGUAUAAAAGACAGGUCAGAUCAGACCUCAGACAUAGAACCAGAGCAUCAGCUAGACUUCUGACACAGAACCAGACCAGAGCAACAGAGACCAGAACAUUAGAGACCAGAACAUCAGAGAUCAGAACAUCAGAGACCAGAGCAUCAGAGACCAGAACAUCAGAGACCAUCUCAGACAAUAUAAUCUUCAGCAUCUCAACCAUCUCUGAACCAUGAAGACCCUGACUGCUCUACUUCUCCUGGGACUGCUCUGCUCCCUCCAUACGACUUCUGCAGGUGUCAUUUCGUUGGACACGGCAGCUGACUGCUGUAUGAAAUUCAGCACGAGGAUCCCUCUUCAACAAGUGGUUUCUCUCAGACCAACUUCCAGUAGCUGCCCUCGCAAAGCACUGAUUUUCACCACAAAGAAAGGGAAGACAUUUUGUGUUGACCCUUCUGAAGCCUGGGUCCAGAGUCAUGUGACCAAGAUUGAGAGCAGAUCAACUGCUGCCAAGACGACAAUGAUGUCAUAAACCACCUUCACCCCCUAACACCCUAACCCUUGGUGGUGCACUAUAAAGGGAAUAGGUUGCCCUUAGUGACGCAGACCUUGUCAGGCAUGUUAAUACCCUAUCUGAGAUUGGUAUGGAGUAGGUUCAAUGUAAUGUACUAGGUUAAUACCCUAUCUGAGAUUGGUAUGGAUUAGGUUCAAUGUAAUGUACCAGGUUAAUACCCUAUCUGAGAUUGGUAUGGAUUAGGUUCAAUGUAAUGUACCAGGUUAAUACCCUAUCUGAGAUUGGUAUGGAUUAGGUUCAAUGUAAUGUACCAGGUUAAUACCCUAUCUGAGAUUGGUAUAGAGGAGGUUCAGUGUAAUGUACUAGGUCAAUACCCUAUCUGAGAUUGGAAUAGAGGAGGUUCAAUGUAAAAUGUACUAGGUCUAGGAUGUACGAAUUGUUUAUUUUUCUAUAACUGUACAAAUAUUUGACAUGUAGCUAGCUAUUCAGUAACCUAUUUAACAUUUUAUAUUUUAUACAUUUGCUGAAGAUUUCAAACAUCCUGUGAAAGAAUGGUUCAUAUUAUUCAAUGAAUGUAUUAAUGUGUUGUAACUAGGUCUAUUCUACUGAUAUAGAUAUUAAUGGGUUGUUACUAGGUCUAUUCUACUGAUAUAGAUAUUAAUGGGUUGUAACUAGGUCUAUUCUAAUGUGUAGAUAUUAAUGGGUUGUAACUAGGUCUAUUCUACUGAUAUAGAUAUUAAUGGGUUGUAACUAGGUCUAUUCUACUGAUAUAGAUAUUAAUGUGUUGUAACUAGGUCUAUUCUACUGAUAUAGAUAUUGAUGGGUUGUAACUAGGUCUAUUCUACUGAUAUAGAUAUUAAUGGGUUGUAACUAGGUCUAUUCUACUAUAGUGAUAUAGAUAUUGAUGGGUUGUAACUAGGUCUAUUCUACUGAUAUAGAUAUUAAUGUGUUGUAACUAGGUCUGUUCUACUGAUAUAGAUAUUGAUGGGUUGUAACUAGGUCUAUUCUACUGAUAUAGAUAUUGAUGGGUUGUAACUAGGUCUAUUCUAUUAACACAGAUAUUGUAUUUUUCUACUAUACUUUCAACUGUUGUGCAUCAGUCGUUUUUUUAAUAAAUGAAGGUUUCUGAAGAA